AUAAAUGGUACCUGUGAGACCCCGGCAAGGGACUCGAAAAAUUUCGAAAUCAGCUCGAGGCGAUGAUGGCGCUUCUGAGGCCGCCUUCUUUCCAGCUUCGCUUCGUCGCCCGCCGUCUCUUCUCCUCUCCGGCCCUCUUCUUUCGCCCCUCGUUUCUUUUCUCGUUAGCUCGCUCUCGUUCCCGGCUCUUCCUCAGAACCAGAAUCUCGAGCAUCCGCCCACAGAGGAAUGGAGUUGGAGUAAGGGCUUUUAUGUCGUCAACCAUUAAUGCGGAGGCGCUCCAAGAGAAAGCUCGGUCACAAGCCUACGGCUCUGACCAGAUUCAGGUUUUGGAAGGACUAGAUCCAGUUCGGAAAAGACCAGGAAUGUAUAUUGGGAGCACUGGACCCCGUGGCUUGCAUCAUCUGGUAUAUGAAAUAUUGGACAAUGCCAUUGAUGAAGCUCAAGCAGGUUAUGCCUCAAAGAUUGAUGUAGUUUUACAUGAGGAUAAUUCUGUGAGCAUCACUGAUAACGGACGUGGGAUUCCUACAGACUUGCAUCCCGUGACAAGGAAAUCUUCCCUGGAGACUGUUUUGACGGUCUUACAUGCUGGAGGGAAAUUUGGUGGUUCCAGCAGUGGGUAUAAUGUCUCUGGUGGAUUGCAUGGUGUGGGUUUGUCUGUUGUCAAUGCCUUAUCUGAGGCACUAGAAGUUACAGUAUGGCGUGAUGGGAAGGAAUACCAACAAACCUAUUCUCGUGGGAAACCAGCAACAGCUUUAACUUGUUACCUUCUGCCAGCUGAAUCAAGUGGUCGUCAGGGGACAUGUAUCAGGUUUUGGCCCGAUAGAGAUGUAUUCACUACUUCCAUUACUUUUGAGUUCAACACAAUUGCUGGCCGCAUACGGGAACUUGCUUUCUUGAAUCCUGAGCUUACAAUCACUCUGAAAAAGGAGGAAGGAGACUCGAAGGUGCAAUACAAUGAAUAUUGCUAUGCUGGUGGCUUGGUAGAGUAUGUGAAAUGGUUAAAUGCAGAUAAGAAACCACUUCAUGACACUGUAGCUUUCAGAAAAGAGGUAGAUGGAAUCACAGUUGAUGUAGCCCUCCAGUGGUGUUCUGAUUCAUAUACUGAUAUGGUGCUGGGGUAUGCUAAUAGCAUCCGUACAAUUGAUGGUGGCACCCAUAUAGAUGGGAUGAAGGCUUCAUUAACUAGAACAAUCAACAACCUUGGAAAGAAGUCCAAGGCAAUCAAGGAAAAGGACAUUAGCUUAAGCGGUGAGCAUGUAAGGGAAGGAUUAACUUGUAUUGUAUCUGUCAAGGUACCGAACCCAGAAUUUGAAGGACAAACAAAGACAAGGCUAGGAAAUCCAGAAGUUCGAAGAGUGGUUGAACAAUGUGUUCAAGAGUAUCUUACUGAGUAUUUGGAGCUGCAUCCAGACACGUUAGAUUCAAUUCUCUUAAAAUCGCUUAAUGCUCUCAAGGCUGCACUGGCAGCCAAGCGGGCUAGAGAAUUGGUGAGGACAAAAAGUGUCCUGAAAUCUUCUUCCCUUCCUGGAAAACUAGCUGAUUGCUCAUCUACAAAUCCUGAAGAAUCUGAGAUCUUCAUAGUUGAAGGUGAUUCAGCAGGUGGUAGUGCAAAGCAAGGUCGUGAUAGGAGAUUUCAGGCUAUUUUACCCUUGAGGGGUAAGAUUCUGAACAUUGAAAGAAAGGAUGAAGCAGCCAUGUAUAAAAAUGAAGAAAUUCAGAAUCUUAUUCUUGCUCUAGGACUUGGAGUGAAGGGGGAGGAUUUUAGGAAAGAAGCCCUUCGGUAUCAUAAGAUCAUCAUUUUGACAGAUGCUGAUGUAGAUGGCGCUCACAUCCGAACUCUUCUGCUGACAUUUUUCUUUAGAUAUCAGAAAGCGCUUUUUGAUGAAGGUUGCAUUUAUGUUGGUGUUCCCCCACUCUAUAAGGUUGAACGUGGCAAGCAUGCUCACUACUGUUAUGAUGAUUCAGAGCUUAAAAUCCUUCGGAGUACUUUUCCUGCAAAUGCUUCAUACAAUAUCCAAAGAUUUAAAGGUCUUGGGGAGAUGAUGCCUUUACAACUCUGGGAAACUACAAUGGACCCAGAGAGGAGGCUACUGAAGAAAUUAGUGGUGGAAGAUGCUGUAGAAGCAAAUUUUGUAUUCUCCUCUCUUAUGGGUACUCGUGUUGAUGUCAGGAAGGAACUGAUACAGAACUCUGCAAGCAUGAUCAAGCUGGAGCAUCUUGAUAUUUGAGGGUGGUCCAGAUUAAAUGAUAUAUUUUCCUCCACUCGCAAUUUCUUUAUGUUUUUCCUUGACUUGCGGGACUGAUGCUAGGAGCAAUGAAGUCAUACAAUUGGUUAGCACACCUUCACCUACAGCUUGUCGAGUGCAAGGUCACAAGAUUGGAUUACCUAUGAUUCCUUUUGUUCUGGCAUUUCUGAUCAAGUUGACAUUUUUCUAUUUUAUUUUUGUAGUUUGUUAUUGUAAUUUCACUGUAAUUCUUCUGUGGAGUUAAACCAGUUUUCAGUUCUUGGUCUUUCUUCGUGUUUUUGAGGUUGAGGUGAUGGUUUGUUCUUGCAAAAGUCACCAAUCCCAGCUAUGCCUGUAUUUGAUCAUUAUGACUUUACUACCUUAAAAUAUUCGUGUAAACAUACGAGAUUGACCGUAAAUCCAGUGCGACAGCAAGGGACAGGGUCCUUUUUUUAUAAGAUGAUUUGCUGAGUAAUCUAUACCCUUA
Molecule: messenger RNA, 2715 nt
Organism: Elaeis guineensis (African oil palm)
Lineage: Eukaryota; Viridiplantae; Streptophyta; Magnoliopsida; Arecales; Arecaceae
Product: DNA gyrase subunit B, chloroplastic/mitochondrial
Biological process (GO): DNA topological change
Cellular component (GO): chromosome
Molecular function (GO): ATP binding; DNA topoisomerase type II (double strand cut, ATP-hydrolyzing) activity; DNA binding
Source: RefSeq, a predicted model, not a curated record